Oryza sativa Japonica Group (Japanese rice) is the source of this 935-nucleotide messenger RNA. RefSeq names its product heavy metal-associated isoprenylated plant protein 27. Gene Ontology annotation, molecular function: metal ion binding. The record is from RefSeq and is a predicted model, not a curated record. Lineage: Eukaryota; Viridiplantae; Streptophyta; Magnoliopsida; Poales; Poaceae.
GCGAUACCUACACACCGCAGGAUCCAAUCCACUUGCAUUUCAGCUCAGGAAGCCUCUGCUACUUUGCUUGGCCUGUACAGUAAUACAGAUAAAGACCUGCAGUUCUUUGGUCUCUUUAGUGAGGACUGAGGAGUUUGGUUGGAGAUUGUUGAGGAGAUGGGCAUCGUCGACGUUGUCUCCGAGUUCUGCUCCGUGCCGAGGACUCGCCGACACCUCAAGAAGAGGAAACAAUUCCAGACAGUGGAGAUGAAGGUGCGGAUAGACUGCGAAGGCUGUGAAAGGAAGAUCAAGAAGGCCCUUGAGGACAUGAAAGGGGUGAGCUCGGUGGAGGUGACGGCGAAGCAGAACAAGGUGACGGUGACGGGGUACGUGGACGCCGGGAAGGUGAUGCGGCGCGUGGCGUACAAGACCGGGAAGCGGGUGGAGCCAUGGCCAUACGUGCCGUACGACACGGUGGCGCACCCCUACGCACCGGGCGCCUACGACAAGAAGGCCCCCGCGGGGUACGUGCGCAACGUGGUGUCCGACCCCUCCGCCGCACCGCUCGCCCGCGCCUCCUCCACCGAGGUCCGCUACACCGCUGCCUUCAGCGACGAGAACCCCAACGCCUGCUCCGUCAUGUAGCUAGCUGUGUGUCCCCGGGACGACGACGAAGCAGCCUAGCAGGGUGUUUUUGUUGCCCCUUGCAGCUGUAAUAAUAUUCUGUGUGUCCAGAUUCGCCAUCCCUCAAAAAUCUUUCAUAGUAUUAUAGAAGGGAGGAAGUAGUAAUUUUUCCAGCUGUAGUAAUGUUCUUUGCUUUAGAUAGGGUGUUGUGUUACUAUUGGACUCUCUUUUGCUUGUGCUUUUGGUUUCUGAUGUAAAAUACUCCAUCAUGUUCUUGUUUGGUGAGAUGAAUCUUCAAAUCUGCAAAGUUGCAGAUCGGUUGUUUGAGCUUA